UAAAUACAAUAUUUUUGCAGCAGGAAAAAAAGAAAGAAAAAAAACGUCCCAAGUCCAAAAAGAAAAUGUGCGACCGAGAUUAAGCCGUCCUACUUGUAUGUACUGUUGCCAAACCUUGGACGGAGGAGCGGCGGUUGCAGAAUCAAUUUACCAUUACGACUGUUCUCCCGACGGCGAUACCAGCCGUGGCUUGGGUUAGGGUUACUGCUUCGUCCCGCCUGCCACUUCUCUUCCUAACGCCAUCGCCCAAUACUUCCCUCUGCCUCUUUACUGGUCACUGCUUAGUGCCCUACAAGUAAUAAACCAGCUGUGAACGAAAAAAUGUCCAAACUAAAUGGCGCUCCUCAAAGCUUGCAGCAGCUAGGAAACAUUAACGCCCAGAUGAGGCGUUCUCAGAAUGUUCAAAGCACAAAUUGGGUGCAAGGACCAAUGAGUUUGGACGAGUUCAAGUAUGGAUUCCCCUCUGGUGGAUUACCAUCCCUAUCAAAUAAAUGGUGGGGAAGUAGCUGUCCAGAUGAAACCAAUAAUGAAGAAGAUGACAAACAUCACUUCAAAGUAGUAAAUGAUGGUUUCACAUCUUUAAUAGACCCAGAGAAAUCUGAAAGUAUAGGGGAGGAUCUCCAAGCUGAUCUUCAGGGGACGCACCUGCUGACAGCUUUGAGAAAAAGAAGCGUGGUGAGAGGUCGAAAAGUACUAGAGCAUGGUUAUUAUUCUCAUGGACAAAGUUUAAACAAGUUAAGCAAGAAAGAACAGUCAUUGCUUCUAAACAUAUUCAGAUCAUCAACUCCAAAUGAAUGGAUGAGUAACUCCUAA
Messenger RNA from Benincasa hispida (wax gourd), 813 nucleotides. RefSeq lists its product as uncharacterized. NCBI's taxonomy places the organism in Eukaryota, Viridiplantae, Streptophyta, Magnoliopsida, Cucurbitales, Cucurbitaceae. The record is from RefSeq and is a predicted model, not a curated record.